Molecule: messenger RNA, 1324 nt
Organism: Osmia lignaria (orchard mason bee)
Lineage: Eukaryota; Metazoa; Arthropoda; Insecta; Hymenoptera; Megachilidae
Product: tektin-2
Biological process (GO): cilium assembly; cilium movement involved in cell motility
Cellular component (GO): nucleus; microtubule cytoskeleton
Source: RefSeq, a predicted model, not a curated record
AUGGCCAAGUCAGCAAGUAUAUAUGAAAAACCUUUACCGCACAUAGGAUUAGCAGACUGGUAUGCUAAGCAAUGGGAACUUCAACAAAAUGCAGCUGCUAGGAGUACAGAGGCAUUUGAGUUAAGAAAUGCAGGGCAAAUUGUUCGUGCGGAAACAAUGGUAAAAACAAUAUGGGACACAUACAUGAAUAAUGUUCGUCUCGCCGACAGAGUAACGGAAUUAUCACGAUGGGGAGAAGUAUUUGGCCUUUUAUUACAUCAAUUAGUCUCCGAAAUACAUUUUUUAAAAGAUGAAAAGGCUGAUGCAGAAAAAGAAUUAGAAAUUCUGAAUGAUCCAUUACACGUGACCGCAGAAUGUAUUUCAAUGAGAGAUUGUCGUCGAGGAACAGAACUUACUUACGACGAAGCUGACACAGAAUUAAAGAAGGAACUUUGUGUCAUUGAAAAUGUGAAGAAAUUGCUGACCGACAGAGUACAAGCUGCAUGGGAAAAGUUAAACCGUUUGGAAGAAGUUAGAUUUCAAAUACAAUUAGAGGUUGAAGAUAAAGAUGAAACCAUUAAGAUUGAUAAAGAAAAUCUAAAUUUGGAUCGCACGUGUGCGAAUAUCAGUUACAAACCGAAUGCAUUGAAAAUUCCAAAAGACUCUAUAACUUACGACGCUUGGUUGGAACACUGUCAAUCUAUUAAAACUUUAGCUGAUAACGAAUUGAGCGAUGUAUACGAUUUUCGCGAAUCUAUGAAUGUAAUGAGGGAACGCGCUAGAAACGAUAUCAAGGCACAACAGGAUGUGACAGAUUUCAGUUUGCGCAAAAGGAUUUAUCAGACGCAGAAAGCUCGUAACGAGUUAGAAUGGCAGAAGCUUAAGAUACAAAAAGAAAUGGAGAUUUUACAAAAAGAGAUAGUACGUCUAGAAGAUGCACUGUUACAUAAGAUUGAUUCUAUAAAAUGCGCACAGACAAGAUUAGAAAAUCGUACUUAUCGUCCUGGUUUCGAACUCUGUCGCGAUGAGGCUGACCAUGGUUUGCGAAACGAAGCUUUACAUUUACGAGAAACUGAGCAAACUCUAAAGAAAACUUUAGAAAAUUCUAAAGCGGCGUAUAAUAAUUUGGAAAGUCUACUUACGUUGAUCGAUAGGAAUUUAGAUGACAAGCAACAUUCCUUAGCGACUGAUGUGAUGUGCUUAGACAUGAGAGCAACAUUGAAAACGGGAGACAGAACAAGAUUACCUAAUGAAACAGACCGUAAUAUUGUUCUUACACGUAUGGAAAAAGAAAUACCACUGGAAUCGUAAAUAAUUGCAAUGACUAUAUGUAAUUCUGUUGGGG